Ooceraea biroi (clonal raider ant) is the source of this 2817-nucleotide messenger RNA. It is a transcript of the gene DNApol-eta, whose product is annotated as DNA polymerase eta. Gene Ontology annotation, cellular component: site of double-strand break; nucleus; replication fork. NCBI's taxonomy places the organism in Eukaryota, Metazoa, Arthropoda, Insecta, Hymenoptera, Formicidae. The record is from RefSeq and is a predicted model, not a curated record. Gene Ontology annotation, biological process: error-prone translesion synthesis; response to radiation. Gene Ontology annotation, molecular function: damaged DNA binding; DNA-directed DNA polymerase activity.
ACUUGUCUUACUUUAACGUCUUUAAGCCUCGUGUCCACGAUGCUAGAAAUCGAUCCGAGAUCUCGCUCCGAGAAAUAUGUGGCUCCAUAAAAAGCUACAAGCUGAUUGGCUACACAAUUCUCGAGUCGAGAUCUCGAAUCGAUUUCUAGUGGUGACUGCUCCGAUAAACGAUAAAACGCGAUUGCUGCCAAAUACAGAUGAUCGUUGCGCGUCAGAAGAAAUCCUAACCUAUCAUGAUUGGAGUAGGGACGUCAAUAUGAAAUCACGAAAGAUAUUUACAAUCGGUCGCAUCAGCUGACCCACGAUCAAGUUUUAUAAUUAUUUUUGAGUGUUAGGUUCAGAUAUAGAGAAGUUCCGACGAAAUGGCGAGUCUGGGUAACAGAAUCGUCGUCUUGAUAGACAUGGACUGUUUCUUCUGUCAGGUCGAGACGAAGCUGCAACCACGGUACGAGGGAAAGCCGCUUGCCGUUGUGCAAUAUAAUCAAUGGGAAAUGGGCGGGAUAAUAGCUGUUAAUUAUGAGGCGCGAAGUUUCGGAGUAACUAGACACAUGAGGGGCAAAGAAGCUAAAGAGAAAUGUCCAGAUAUAGUUCUCGCCAGCGUGCCGUGUCUUCGUGGAAAAGCGGAUACAUCCAGAUAUAGGAAAGCUGGUCGUCAGGUUAUCGAAGUCCUAAGGAAACACUGCAACAUGGUUGAACGCGCCAGCGUUGAUGAGGCGUAUCUCGAUUUAACGGAUAUUGUCGAUGAGAAAUUAGCCGCAAACGAAAUUUCUUCGAAAGAAAUGAUGUCGUAUCUCGCGAACACGUACGUUGUAGGAUACUCGGAGGUCGAUAAAAAUGACGAAGAUGACAGACGUCGAGGUUUGAAGACGUGGGUAUUAGAUAGCUUUAGCGAACUGCACGACGCUCGAGCACAAAAGCUCGCGAUAGCGGGCGUAAUAGUGGAGGAGAUAAGGGCUAGUAUAUAUAGGGAAACUGGAUUCAGAUGUUCCGCCGGCAUCGCGCAGAACAAAAUACUGGCCAAGUUAGCAUGUGGAUUGCACAAGCCAAAUCGUCAAACGAUUCUACCCGAGGCAGCGAUUGCGAGUCUCUAUUCGACACUCCCGGUAAGGAAGGUGCGAAACCUCGGUGGGAAACUUGGUGACGUCGUGGUUGAGUCCCUCGGGUGCAACGUCAUGAGCGAUCUACGACAAUAUUCCUUGGAAAAGUUGCAAAAACAAUUUGAUGAAAAAACAGGAUUUUGGCUGUACAAUAUCGCUCGAGGCGUAGACAAUGAGCCUGUCAGCAACAGAUUAUUAGCAAAGUCCAUCGGAGCUUGUAAAAAAUUCCCCGGCAAGCAAGCCAUAACUUCACUGGAAUUGUUGAGACACUGGGCUGGAGAUUUGGCUGCGGAGGUUUGCGAACGGCUCGAGGAGGACCUCGUGGAGAGUCAACGACGCGCGACGUUGCUCACAGUCUCCUAUCACUACUACCAGAAUAAAAGGACCGUGUCGCAGACGCGCUCGCUCGCUUUGAACUCGUACAAACCCGAGAAGAUGGCGAGUCAGUGCGUGGACGUUGUCACGAAGUCGACGCAGUGUCCUGUGGCGUACUUGGGCUUCGCUGCCAGCAAAUUCGUGCCGUCGAAGGAGAGCGGCAGCUUCCUCAAAUUUUUCAAGAAUGCUAAAUCGGAAAGGAGCAAAGUGAAUUCUGAGGCGUGCAAAUCGCUGGAUGUCGUAGCUUCCUCCGUAGAUUCAAUGAAUUCAGAAGCGACAGAAGCGAACACUCCCGCCAUUAUUAGCGAAAAGGAUUCACCUGAUGAGGAAUCAAUCAAGUCACAAAUCACAAUGAUGAGGAGAGGAAAUAAGAAAACCGUCGAAAACUCGAUCUUAAACACCAGCAUGAAGAAUUCGCCGACGUCGAAGAGAGUUUCCAAGCUGAUGCAGGUGUGCAGCGAGCACGUUGAGGUCAAGUCGAAGAAUAAACGUUUGUCGGGCUUGAUAAUAGACAAUAACGAUUUUCAAGAUUCGUUCUUCAUGAACGUGUAUAAAACAAAGGGAAAGGAAGAACGCUCCAGCGAGGUCGAAGCCGCGGAGGAGCCGGAAUGCGAGACAAUCACGUCCACGGACACGGAGAGAGACGCGAGUGACGAGAUCGUCGACGAUCGUAGUUCGAAUUUGUACGUACAAGAAAAUUCGAAGCCUUCCACGAGCUAUACGCCUACGCAUGUAAGCAGCAACGACGAACCUGCGAGGGAGAGUAACGAGACUCGCACGCGGGAACCCGUAGCGCGAUUACGAGAGAUCUUUCCAGACCUGAACGACAUGGAUCCCGAGGUGCUGUCCCUGUUGCCUGCCGACUUGCAGGAGGCAGCUAGGCCGUACAGACAGCCGCGCGACAAGAAGCAGGAGAGUGUCAGGGUUACUCGGGGAGGGAGAGGGAAGUCUGGCAAGUCCAAAGCCGCCGGCAAGAGCGGCAAGAGACGCAGCCCCCUGUACAAUUUCCUGAUCAAGACCGACUCGCGUGAGCACGACGUACCGUUGGAACGGUGCGCUGAGUGCGAUCAGCUGAUAGCCGUGACGAGGUUCAGCGAGCACGUGGACUUCCACGUGGCGCAGAAUUUAUACCGGGAGAUCAACAAGCCCGCGUCGGGCGAGAAGAGGAAACUGGAGGAUGCCGAGGCCGGUACUGCGACUUCAGUGAAGCGCCAGACGCCGGAGAAGUACAGGCACGACGGCGACUCGCGAUCAAUAACCACGUUUCUCUCGUAAUCGGCAGAGGCCGUCGAAGAUUUUGUAUGGGUUUUCGUAAUUAUCGCGUUUCGUCGGAAUAUUAUUUACG